GCUUUACUUGCAACUUUUGCCGUAUGCCUUUUUACUUUCGGCGAGGUGCGACAAUUAUUUAAAAAAAAUAUUUUAUCAGUAUCCUAGAUAAAAAUUAAGUAAUAAUUCGAAAAUUGUUAUCAAACGAUUAGUGAGUUAAAAAGUGCGUGAAACACACCUAAAAUAUUGGAAAAAUGUGUUUUGUAGCAACAUAUUGACUUACAUAUUUUGUGUAUUUUCAUGGAAAAAGUUGGCAACAAAAAAUAAAAUUUAACUAGCCGGUACUAUCCAAGAUAUUGUAUAAAAAAGUACUUUUGUUAGUUUUUACGAAAUCUUCACCGCAUUGACUUUCGUAAUAACCGAAAUAGCACAGUUCUACAACAAUCUACAUAUAUAUGUAUGGUCUUAUGAGUAGAGGCUGUGUAAAAAGUGCGAAAAGUUGAGGAUUGAACCACGAUUAGUAAAUCAAGGACUUGUAGAAUAUAAAACAAUUUGAAAAGAAUACGGCUGUAUAAAGGCACGAGUGUUUACAAAGGAGAGAUGUCGCAACAAGUGCAUGACGCUACCGUCUUUGAGAGGCGCCUACGACCAAUAUAUGAUAGUUUGGAAGUUGGGAACAAUCGUAAGGCUCUUCAAGAGACGGAAAAGCUUCUAAAAAAACAUCCAAAUAUGUGGUGUGCUCGUGCAUUAAAAGCAUUAGCAUUACUUCGACUGGGGCGAUAUGAAGAGAGCCAGAUCGUUUUAAAAACUGUGAGCAAUGAGAAACCAGUAGAUGAUCCUACAUUGCAGGUGUUAUCAUUCUGCUAUAAAGAAUUGGAACAACUGGACAAAAUUGUAUAUUUGUAUAAUAAUGCGGUAAAACAAUCACCCGGUAAUGAGGAGCUCUUAGCCCAUCUUUUUAUAUCUCAUGUGCGCUUGGAGGAUUUUAAAUCGCAGCAAUCUGUUGCGCUGCAAUUGUAUAAAGCCCAGCCAAAAACUGCGUAUUAUUUUUGGGCUGUGAUGAGUGUUGUUCUACAGGGAAUUCGUGGACCAGAAAGCAAAUUUCCGGAAAAGACCAAAAUCUAUUUAGCGCUUGCGCAGCGUAUGGUGGAAAAAAUGAUCGAUGAAAACAAACUCGAGUCGGAACAGGAAGUUUUUCUUUACUUGCACAUUUUAAAGCUACAAAAAAAAUAUAAGGAAGCUUUAGAAUUCCUUAACGGUGCUCUAUGUGAAAAAUUAUAUCCCGGCGCUCCCGUUUAUAUGAAAAUUGAUUUGUUAAAAGAGUUGAAUAUGUGGCAGGAGACAAACACCCUAUUAAAAGAUUUGUUAAAGGAUGAUCGGGACCGUUGGGACUACUAUCAAGAUUAUUUGGGAAGUUGUUUCGAAUUACUGAAAAAAACUUCACAAGAUACACUGGGCGAAAAAACUAACGACGAAAUAGCACUAAGUACCCUAGAUGAAUGCCAUGAUUUCCUUUGUCAGAUGAUCGAAUCCGCCGAACGAAAAGUACGUGGCCCGUAUCUAGCCCGCUUGGAACUGCAUAAACGGAUGCGCGCACAAAGUAUGGAUGCAGAAGCAUUGCUUGGUGAUUUUUCUAUAUUGAUUAAUGAAUAUUUUCGGCUGUUUGGAGACAAACCUUGUUGCACUCACGAUAUUGCGCUUUUCCUGCCCUCUAUUAGUCUGGAAUGUCGUCAGCAGGUAGCUAACAAACUGUUACUGGAGAGUGGAAUUAGCUCCACCACACUACCACAAGAUAAAGAACAAAUGCAAAAGCACAUAUGUGCUCUACAGAUUUCACGCAUUUGUGGUUCACAUUUAGACUUACAGACGGAUCAUUUACUUGCAUUUUAUACAGCUCUAAAAUUGCAUUACGAGCAUGGUUUAAGCUCUUUUGGUAAGAACUUACUACACACCGAUAUGGGUCCAUCUGAUCCGUACGCGCUGUUGGCAGCAAAUGUUAUGUAUGAUAUAAGCUUAAGAGAACAGAGAUCAGAUAGAAUUUUCGAAGCACUCUGCCUAUUGCAAUAUGUACUACGUAAUAGCACCAGUAAUUUCCAUGUAAAAUUGCUUAGUCUAAAGAUUUAUCACAUGUUUGGUUGUAUGUUGGGUGCGCAGGAAAUGUACGAUUACUUGGAUAUCAAACAGAUACAGCUUGACUCGAUGAGUUACAUUCAUUGUAAUUUAUUGCCAUUAUGCGGUCGCUUCUCUAUGGCGAGGACAGUUUUUGAUGCGACAUUGAAAUUUUUCACCAACAGCUACAGGGAACGUUUAGAGUACAUAACAUUGACAUAUCGGUUUUGUACAUUUUCUAAACUUGAAGAGUUUAUGAAUUUUAAAGAGCGUCUUACCAACAGCAUUCAUUACGUCAGCACCUCUAUAGAGGCUCAAUUAUGUGAUUUGGUAAUGCUGUAUGGCAAUGUUCGACAAAAUCUAGCAGCGUACACUGCCAUGAGCAUUGAACCUGCCGAGGAUCGCAUUUCAUGGCAUGAAUUGUCGGACAAUCGCGACUUGGGCGCUCUCAUACGCUGGGACCCGGUGCAUUUGGUCAAUGUUGACGAGGAACGCAAAGAAUCGUUCGAUCAAGAGGUAGAAGUGUUGCAAAUACGCCAACUUCUGUUGCGUUUAGUAGCCUCGUUUGUCGACAUUUUCCAUCAAAAGCCAAACUUAGACAUAGCAAAUGCCACAGAAGAGAAACAAAAUAUCGAUGGCAAUAUUAAUAGCAAAAAGAGCAAUCAAAAUCCCGCUAAUAUAAACAGCAAUAGCAAUAAUUCCAAUGAUUUGGAGAGCGCCAGAGAAACCGAUACGAUUGAAUUGCUUCGCGAGUCAUGGACCGGAUUAUUUCAGCGUCUGCGUCUCAUGAACUACAAACCACUGUCGAAUCGUUUUCUAGUCAAUUUGUUACCAACUAGACUGCAUUUGUUGCUUGAAGUGCCGUAUGAGGAGUUCUUUAGUUCGCUUGCACAGCUAGUUCUAGAACUGUACACCGGGGCAAGUAAUUUACCAAUUCAAUGUAAAGUGGUUACCGAUAAUGUCACUAAAAUUGUGCAACUGUGUGUACAAGUUAUAUCCGAGAGUGACUCAGCGGUGGACGGUCUUUGGCGUCGACGCGAAUGGCAAAAUAAGGUGUCUGCGUGUUUGGAAAUACUGUCGUUGUACGCUUUUGUGUUGUCGGUAAUUUAUGAAAAGUUGCAACAACCUGCCAAAACCAAACCCCGGAAAAAGGCCGGCCAGGAAGGCAAUAGUGACUUGGGUAUCAUAAAUGAGAAGGAACGCAGCCAGUUGGUGAUUGAGUUGAUGCGCCAUCUGAGAAAACAAUUUCAAAGUUGUGAAACUGCCAUAGGUAAUUGGAAAACACCAACGUUGGCUCGUGAACUGAAUUCGUUUAUGGCGGAUAUGUCGCUUAAGCCAGAAGUAGAAGCAACUCUCAUUGGUGAUGUGGCGUCAAUAUUUAAGGAAUCUCAUGAGCUUAUGGUUGCGGAACUCAGAAAUUUAAUUAAAGAUAAAAUGCGUAUGUUGAGCAAGUAAGCGAAUUGUUGCGACUCACAACUGCGUUUUCUUUGCUGUGCAAAUCAAACAAAGUACAUACAUAUAUAAGAAAAAAAAAAACAAAAUUCAGAAGUUUUAAAAACAAAAAUUGGAAAUUAAAUAAGAAAAUGUAUUUAAAAAUUGGAUGCACGUUUAUAAUAUGAAAUUAUAACAUUAGGAACGUUUGUUUGAAUUUGAAACAACAAAAAAUUUAAUGGAACUAUCUUCAUGCUUCCAUAUCAUUUUUAUUUUAUUCAUCCACUCUUACCAUUAUGUAAUCCAAGCGUUUGCGUACUACUUAUGAACAAUAAACGCGUAUGUUUUGUUAUUUAAUUUUUAGUUAAAAAAUAAACUUAAUUGGGAUGUUUUCAACUUUGAUUUUUCACAUUCUAGAAGCAUAACAAAAUAGAAAAUUAGUACUGUUUUUCACCCAUUGCGGGUGUCUUUAUUAUUUUCCACUGCAUUUCCGUAAAUUUGAUACAAUAAAAGUGAAUAUUGUGUGUAUAAAAAA
This is a messenger RNA of Zeugodacus cucurbitae (melon fly), 3994 nucleotides long. It is a transcript of the gene psidin, whose product is annotated as phagocyte signaling-impaired protein. The transcript is spliced from 9 exons. The record is from RefSeq and is a predicted model, not a curated record. Gene Ontology annotation, biological process: N-terminal peptidyl-methionine acetylation. Gene Ontology annotation, molecular function: protein-N-terminal amino-acid acetyltransferase activity; protein binding. Gene Ontology annotation, cellular component: NatB complex; cytoplasm. Lineage: Eukaryota; Metazoa; Arthropoda; Insecta; Diptera; Tephritidae. Bases 520 to 3483 code for a protein of 987 amino acids.